UCUGUUUUCGAAAAUUAUAGGAUAAAUUAAAUUGAUCAUUUUUUUAGGAAAGGAAUGCAUAUACAUAUAUAUAGGUAUCCCCGCAAAGUCCAAGGCCAGAUCUUCAAAGCCAUAAUAAAUCAAACAUUUUGAGUAUCAUCAUGUCUUCCUCAAGGCACUCUUUGGUGGACGCCCUUAGUAUGAAAGAGGGAAAUGGAGAGCAUAGUUACGAUACUAAUUCUCAUUACCAGAGAAGUGUUUUUUCCGAGAUAGAACAUGUGGUGAUAGAGAGCAUCAAAGAGAUGUUAAUGAAUUUGGAUUAUCCCGGGUGCAUCAAAGUGGCUGACUUGGGUUGUUCUUCUGGAAGAAACUCGUUGUUUGCCAUGUCGGAGAUCGUCAACACGAUCAUCGAAUCAUACCAACAAAAAGGUCGAAACAACUCACCAGAGAUCGAGUGUUGUCUGAACGAUCUUCCACAUAACGACUUCAACAAUACCUUCAAGUUGGUUCCUUCCUUUCUGGAGAAGCUGAAGAUGGAGGUCAAAGGAAAGUGCUUCGUGUCAGGAGUACCAAACUCUUUCUACUCAAGGCUAUUCCCAAGCAUGUCUCUUCAUCUUGCUCAUUCAUCUUUUAGUCUCCAUUGGCUUUCUAAGGUCCCUGAUGGGCUUGAGAACAACAAUACAAGCAUCCAUAUCAAUGAUACAUCCCCUCCAGAUGUCUACAAAAGUUAUUUGAAUCAGUUCAAGAAUGAUUUCUCGGUGUUCCUAAGAAUGCGUUCAGAAGAGAUAGUGCCUAAUGGGCAGAUGGUUCUCACGUUCGUGGGCAGAAAGGUUUCGAAUCCUUUAUCCAAAGAUUGUUUUCAAGUUUGGUCGUUGUUAUCCGAUUGCAUCCUUGAUCUAGUGUCCGAGGGGAUUAUUAAGGAUUCUAGGAUGCACUCUUUCAACAUGCCAUUCUAUAAUCCAAAUGAAGAAGAGGUGAGGGAAGUUGUCAUAAACGAGGGAUCCUUUAAAAUCAACAAGAUCGAGACACAUGACCAUAUUGUUCCAUACAAAAUUGAGAAGGAUGAGGAGGAACUUUCACUUCAAUUUAUGGAAGCGGGUAAAGAGAGGGCAACCGGUAUAAGAUGCAUCACUGAACCGUUGCUAAUUGCUCACUUUGGAGAAAGUGUUAUCGACCAGGUGUUUGACAAGUAUGCACAGUAUAUGGCCAAAUAUCUCAGUGUUUCAAGUCAUCGUCCCAAUAUGACCGUCAACAUUGUUUUUUCUUUGACUAGGAAAUAAAGAUCAUCUAUUCUUCUA
This is a messenger RNA of Raphanus sativus (radish), 1277 nucleotides long. RefSeq names its product salicylate/benzoate carboxyl methyltransferase. The transcript is spliced from 4 exons. The record is from RefSeq and is a predicted model, not a curated record. Gene Ontology annotation, molecular function: S-adenosylmethionine-dependent methyltransferase activity. NCBI's taxonomy places the organism in Eukaryota, Viridiplantae, Streptophyta, Magnoliopsida, Brassicales, Brassicaceae. Gene Ontology annotation, biological process: methylation. Bases 141 to 1259 code for a protein of 372 amino acids.